Molecule: messenger RNA, 7416 nt
Organism: Esox lucius (northern pike)
Lineage: Eukaryota; Metazoa; Chordata; Actinopteri; Esociformes; Esocidae
Gene: wbp1lb
Product: WW domain binding protein 1-like b
Exons: 4
Coding region: 371-1510 (379 amino acids)
Source: RefSeq, a predicted model, not a curated record
UUUCCAGCACGUCUCCAAGUACCCUAGCUUGCGUAACAGUUCUAUCAGCCGGUGGCACCCAGACAACCACUUGUACCAGUGUUGUUGUCAAUGUCGACAUUUCAAAUUAAAGCGAGAAAAUUCAAGUACGUUUCUUCCAUCCGUUAUUGUCAAAGCUGUCUCCGUAGGUGUCGUACGUUAACGGUCAACGGAGAUGACGCUUUUAUAACCAUUUCAGUUCGGUCGCGCAGUAGCAACGAGGCAGCGCAUGCGGCGGCCUUUCGUUUCGUACAGGAAAGUUGUAGCUUAACUAUUUAGAUUUUUUGGUAAGAUUUGUGACGUGAACAACAAACACUUACGCCUAUGUUUUUACUCGAGUUCGGUAGGAUCAAUGAACGAAAUUUUAGUUUCGGCUCUUAAAAUGGGAUUGUUUUUGCCCGUCGUCGCUGUCAGCCCCUCCGACGCGAUAUCUGACGAGAGCCUUCUGCGCUGUGAGGGGCUGAACAACCAGAGCUACGUCUGUGAGUCCGGGCACUGCUGCGGGGAGUCCCAGUGUUGCAGCUACUACUAUGAGCUUUGGUGGUUCUGGCUGGUGUGGGUCAUCAUCCUCAUCCUCAGCUGCUGCUGUGUGUGUCACCAUCGGCGCACCAAACACCGGCUCCAGCAGCAGCAGCGCCAGCACGAGAUCAACCUCAUCGCCUACCGGGAGGCACACAGCUACGCCUCGGUGCCGUUCUACUUCAGGUUUCUUCCAAAUUACCUCCUGCCUGACUAUGAAGAGGUGGUGAACCGGCCUCCCACUCCCCCACCUCCCUACAGUGUCUCGCACACAGGCACUUCCGCUGUGGCCAGCCCGCUGACCUCUGACCCACAGGAUGUGAUGGGACACUGCCUGACCAUUCAGACCACUCCCACUGCGGCGGUGUCUGACGCCCUCCCCCCCAGGCCGAGCUUGGAAGAGCCCCAGCACAUUGGGACUCCCAACAUUGGCUUCAACCGAAACAAGGCUGCCUAUAAGCAGGAGGAACCCCUGGACGGAGGACCAGGGUUAGGGCCCCAGGAGGCCCUCACCGAGGGGCCCGUGAGCCCAGUGAAGAACUGCAAGGAGCCUCUGUUUCUCAGGGACCUGGGGCCAGAAGCUGAGAACGCUGCCCAGGAGGACAAAGACAGGGGGGCCCUCGGGCGUCGCCGGCGCUUCACGGGGGACUCCGGCAUCGAGGUGUGUGUGUGCGGCCGCGGCGGCAGUACAGGCAGCGGAAGGGAGAUGGAGAGCCUGCUAGGGGAGGACGAGGACGAGGACGUCGAAGGGGACUUCUGUGACGGGUGCGCUCACCGGUCCGCGGAUGUACCGGUGGAAGAGCCGGCCCCGGCCCUGGAGGGCCCCGUUGGGAGGGCGGGGUGCAUGCCGGAAACGGGGUCCCCCACCCUGCCACCACCCGCCAUGGCACAACCCCCCCACCCGGCUAUGUGUCUGCUCACCAUCAACGAGCAGGAGGGGCCCCCUCACCCUAGCGCCGAGCCCCAGGGCUGAGACACGCCUGGCUAAAGCUAGGCUAAAGCACACCUUCACCGAGGUGGGAGAGAAAAAGAGCUCCAGGAGUGUGAGUCCAGACAGACGUUAGUGUGUGUGUGUGUGUGUGUGUGUGUGUGUGUGUGUGUGUGUCUGUAAGCGUGUGUGGUAUGAGUUUUUGUGUGUGACAAUUAGGAAGCAUUUCCAAGUCUCGACUAAACAGCCUGAUGUUGAUAAAGCCCCUUAGCCAUACUUUCAGUCACGGAGGCCUUUCUGUCGGCUAGCAGACAGGAGAGACUAGCCCCUAUUCACUAGACUGGCUGCCUACAGACUGCUAAGUGCAUCCAGCUCUUAAUGGCGCCUGGCAAUGCCUCUCUGUGCCCUUACCGAGUGGGCCCAGUCUCCAGAGAUGUACAUCACGUUAGGACCGGAGACUCACAGUCUGUAGCAGUAAGCAGUCGAUGACUCUACGUUUGUUUUGGCGCAUGCAGAUACAGUACACACUGGUGCAGCUCUCCACAGUUGCUUCCUGUCCUGUUAACCAACCUCAAGUAGCGCAGAAACAUUGUCAGGCAGUGCCGUGUGAAUCGUCGUGGCGACGACGCAUGCUUGUGCAAUUUGACACUGUACAGGAAAGAAAGGCUGAUUCAGAUGACUGCCUGUGAAUGCUGCCAUCGUUUUCCACCCAAGUGCUUUUUUUAAUGGGAACCGUAUAGCCUUGUGGUUUAUCUUCUCCCAGUCUUCUCACAGGGAAAUAAGUGCAUUAUCAAGUUUCAUGUCACACAGAUUUUUUUUUUUUUUACUUUGCACAUGUGUUUAACUAGUAAUAGAGGUGUAGAAACUAUAUAAAGAAUGUAUGUAGCAAACCCACAACAUUUUGUAUCAGUGUAAUAAGCCCACCAAGGUCUUUAUCAGUUUAACAAGCCCAAAAACGUUCUGUGUCAAUGUAACAAUCCCACAAACUUUUUGGUGUAUGACAUUUUUCUCUUUGGUUUGUAUCAACAGUGUUUAAUCAUUGAGAUUAAUUCUGCAUCAUUGAGAUUCAUUCUACAUAGGGAAAAACUCACCACACAUUACCAUUUAUAGACCUCUUGCAGAGUCAAAGAACAGUAUAGGUUCUUAAAGAAAUGUUGCUCCAUUUAUAAAGUGCCUAAGUAAUAUUAAAUAGGCCUAAGUAAUAUUAAAUAAUAUUACUCAGGCCUAUAAACUGGUAAAUUGUAUUGUGCGUCUCCAAAGCAUGUUUGUUAUGGCACACCACGAUUGUCCGUUGCGGAAAGCGGUGUACAAGACAGAGUUUAGUUACAAGAAUCAAGCUAUUAGUGGCACAAAGUGAAUUCUAGACAUUUUUGUUUGUCUAACUUUAAUUGUACCAACCUACAAGUGCAGAAAUGAAUUCGAUGUACGUUUUUACAUUUAUGUAGUUUGUGCACUUUCAAUUCACCAUUUUCAUGCCACAGUCUAGGAUUUACGACCGUGGCGUUCCAUCAGCCCCCACGCGGACAAAGGAUCCGGAAGCUUCUGCCUGUGUUUGUUUACAUCUACUUUACUAAGGUUGUUGUGGUCUUACUCUCUGGUGACUUGUCACUCUUAAACCCUGAAUGUUCAUUUUCUUAUACAUUUUAAUGUUAAUUCUUACCCGGGAAACAUCUGUGUAGCGUUGGCAUGCUAACCUUUUUUUGUAAUUUGCUCUCCAUUUUCCUGAGGAUAUGGAUUUGGGAAUCUCCUUGGGUAAUGCAGUGUUUUUGAAUAUCCUACAGCGUGGGUCUAAAUGAUGUACAGUGAGCAAAUUUAAGAGCAGCUGUUAAAGUAUAGCAUAGGCAUGACCUGUUUUUUGCCUAGUGAGGUGCACUGUUGGCUACAGAAGAGAAAAGGGGUGUGUUUUUUUUUAUGCCUUGGGCUACUGUAAACGUGAUACUAUGUUAUUUUAGUUGGAUCUACAAUGUGAACUAUAUUAUUGUGAUUUUUCAGACAUUGAACAAGCAUUAAAAUGUUUAGUUUUUUUAUACAAACCCUAUUCGCCAGAGUAGGGUUUUAUGAAACUUUCAUGUCAAAGGCCCCUGGAUAUGUUAAGCCAAGCAAACCCCUAUUAAUAAAAAAAUCAAUUCUAUUUUCGCCCUGUAUGUUAGAUGUACAUGUAUAGGCCUAUAUAAUAUUACUUACGCCUAUAAACAGGUAAAUAACUGGCUUCAGGGUUCAUUAACCAAUCAAAUUCAAGUGCUUUCAAGGACCUCAUUGUAAUAUUCAAAAACCUUUAUUUGAUACAUUGUUGGUUUAAUAUAGAAACUUCCCCCAAACAAUGGGAGUAAAAUCAGGGAAUCUUGAAAAAUCUGGAAGAGCCCUGUCUGCCAGAAGUUUUUUUUACUGCUGAAAACAAAAUGUUGUAUUACUAAAACAUUAUUUAGGGAAAAUUAAACAUAAAGAUAGUCGUUUUGUGAAUUUAAAAACAGUGGCUUUCAAUAUUACAAAUAUUUUGUCUUUUCAACUGGAAAAGUAUUUAAAGUCUCCAGAAAUAUCUGCAGAUUUGGUUAACAGAUUUGUCUAAAAUCCAAAAUAAUUUGCAUAUUUUCUCUUAUGAACAAAUAUUUAUCCGUUUUUUGCAACAUGCUCAAACUAUUGACGAAUUUGCUGUGCAAGACCUAAGGGAUAGUAUUUGCCUAAUAAAUUAAUGUUUUAUUUUUUGUUCUUCUGCAUCUAGAAAAACAUGUCAAAAUGCACACACAAAAAAAAAAACAUGUUAUGUACUGCUGUACAACAAACAAUACAUUUGGAUAUUUCUUUUCAGAUUAUUGAAUUUAAUGAGGGCCUUUAAAUAAUUUUUGGACAAUAAAUGUAAAAUAGAGCGACUUUUAGAGUGGCUGACGGAGGUGACGUUACUCCAGUUAAUUGCAUUUUAUGAAGGAAUCAAAAGCACUAAAGGAUGUGUGUAUAUAUAAUGUGUUUAUAUAUUUUUUAUAUUAUAAUUUUAGGUAGAAUUUAUUUUGGUCCCGAUUUUCAAGAAUCCAAAAAAGUGUAAAUUACCACUUUAAGAAUAAAGGGGAGACCGAAAAUGUGAUUGUAUCACCAACUUGAUCACCAAAACUGCAUGUUUUACAGAUGCAGUGUAGGCAACUGAUAAAAAAAUGCAUGUCAUUUAGCAGAAAUUUUAGCCUAAAGGUGUUUUUUUUUCUGUUUUAAACUGCUUCAGGGGCAGCAGUUAAACUGGUUUUCUGCCCAUAGAGACAUUAUUUGGCACAGGGUUUUCCGUCUUGAGUUUGGACAAGGAAAGAUCUGGGUUUCCUGGAAGAUUUCAAGAUAUUGUCGGGCAUUUCAGUAUUCCUAUUUAAACUGGAAGGGCUUUUGAAAAUGAUAAUACCAGUGAAAAAAUAAAAAUACGAUCAUGUCCACUCAGGUCACAAAACUAUUCAUGUUUAAAGCCACUGUAGGCCUAUGAAGCACAGUUGGUCUACCUGCUAAAUGUUGUGGUUAUAUGCUAUUACUGUAGUAAUUUUUGUAGUAAGUUUUGUUUUAGCCUACAUUAAACAAAAUGUCAGACACUCUGUCCUUUUCUCUUUCCUUGCACUUGGUUAUCAAGGGAUUUAUCAUUACUUCAUAAUAACCAGUUAAUUACGGUGACUUUGUUAUAGGGGAGAUCCGAAUUCUGCACUAAGUAGCUAGUAAGUAAGCAAUUUAAUUUAUAUUAUAGAAGCCUACGCUAUGUUUUUCUUUUGCAUUCCCUUCUCUGCACUUAGUGGUUCCCUGAUUCUUUACUUAGCAGCAAAAUACACAUUGUAGUAUGCUUGCAGGUUUAGUGUUUCGCCUUGUGGCGGUUAUUUUAGUGAAGCUCUGCCACAGCAAACGAUGCCGCCAAUAAGUAGGUGUGCUGGUGACCCUACUGUUUUUUUUAAUGUUUGUCUUCUACAAUGAAUCCAGUUUGUAACAGUUACUCAGUUGGCAUGCCUAAGAUACUGGAAUGCUGCUUCCAGGUGCAGUUUUUAUUCCCAAGGUCUUGAACUACAGCAUUCACCCAAACAAUUCUUACUUCUAGUGUUGAGUACAGGCAGGCUGUGUUUUGGUUAUGUUUUGGUUUUACAAAGCUGUGUCAAUCGAUAACAUUCAACGAGUUCUUUGAACAAUCUAAUGCAGUGACUCAUUCAAAAAGGACAUCAUGUCACCUCCCUACACCAGAGCAGAGAAGGAUAUAUUAGGGAAGCCCAAUUUAAAAACGGUAUAUAAGGUAAAGGGGAAUAAUGGCGAUUAUUAAAAAUGUGUCAAGUUUGAUGAUUCUCAAAGUCAUUGCUGGGCUGACAAAUGCGUUGCUCUUGCUCCAGCUCCCCCUCCCCUGCAAGGCACGUUUAAACUCCGCUGUACUGUGGAGUGGAAUUGCAACACCCCCUAGCAGGUUUAAGUUUACAUUGUGAAACCGCCGCCAAAAACACAUUCAUAUUUACCAAACUCUGCUUCAGGGUAGCCAGACUCCUUUAACAGAACAGGAUGUUAUCAAAUCAUAAAACAAAAUGAAUAUGAAAUACCCAAUGGCUGCUAUGCAAAUUUAUAUUGCCAUUUAUAUGUCUUUGCAGAGGUGUCAGAAAAGAUUGUGGUUAUGAACCUGCGUUCAUGAGGUGAAUGAGGUGGAAGGGCAUCUUAAUCAGUUGCUCUUCCCGAAAGACUGAAAUCUUGGGUGGUAAUCCCCUUCCCCGUAAGCUUUUCUAGCUUGGCCGUACAUGCCCUGAGUGAAAGCUAAUAUUUGCUGUUAUUCCCCUUUAACUGUUUUAUUUCACGUCACAUGCUGUUCAUGGAAAUAUUUCUUGUUUUUAAUUAAAAUGUUCUUUAACUGCAAUAGGUUUGUGAGGAAGCCUUGAAGGAUACUUUGGCAGCACUGUAAAACCAUAGUACAGGCUGAAUGGUUGAGCACAGGAAUGGUUCUCAAGAAUCCUAAUUUUGAUUGUGCUGGGAAAAUACUUCAAUAACUGCAAAUAUUGGGUUGAAAUUAGUUACAACCACCUACAAAGCACAGACAUUUGUCAUCAUCCCCUUUUAUACACUCAAAACAUAUCAGCUACUGUCUUGCGAAAGACUUUCAUAGUUUAAUUGUUAUAAUGAGUGAGGUAAUGUGGUGCUUGUGGCAGCAUAUUACAGCAUAUGUCACUGGAUGGUUUAGAUAUAUUCUGUUUAAGCCUGGGUAUAUUGAGGAUAUCAGUGGGCUUGUUGUUUUUUUUUAUCCGCACUUCCAGGCUCGUAAUCAGGCACCGUAGGAGUGCUGAUCAACGAAACGUUUUGACUUUUUCUUUUUUAGAUCGUAACAAAUAGAAGUACAUUGGCAGGCAGAUCUGAUUCUAGAUCAGUAAUCCCACACUGAGACAGUUUAUCAAUAUGUGCCUAAACACAAGUGAUUUUGAUGUGUAUUCGUUUUCUAAAAAAAAUUAAAUAAGAUACAACAUUCUGUAUUUGUGGUACUAUAAGGGUAAAUUAUUUUAUCCAAGCAAUGCCUUCUGUUAACUCAUAUAAUGAAAUUGUAAAGCUUUUGAACCACUUAUUAGUCAAUGGUGAAUUCUAAUAUUCUUUAUUGCAAUUGUAAACCAACUAGAUACUUAAAAAUCUGUCAAUAGCAGUCAACAAUCAGUGUUUUAGUUAUUCAGCUUUUUUGUAAUAGCAUAAAUAACUUCAUUUUGUUUUGUUGAGUAAAUAAUUGCUACUCUCAGUACACUGAAUCUUCCUCAGUUGAAGAAGUGUGAAGGAAAAUAUACAGGUAACACAAUGUACACUACACAGACCUGUUGAAUGACCAGCCUGUUUUCUUGUGAAUGUGGGCCUCAUGCCAAAGAUAUUGUUCUGUUUCCACAUGGGGAUGUAAGGUGGUUCUGCACAUUUGUUCUUUGUGUUCAUUGGUGAUUUAAUCAUAAACAGCCAAAUUGACACAUGUUCAAUAAACAUGCUUUUACAGACAGAAA